This is a messenger RNA of Haliotis rubra (blacklip abalone), 1049 nucleotides long. RefSeq names its product actin cytoskeleton-regulatory complex protein pan1-like. The record is from RefSeq and is a predicted model, not a curated record. The coding region runs from base 13 to 846 and encodes 277 amino acids. Lineage: Eukaryota; Metazoa; Mollusca; Gastropoda; Lepetellida; Haliotidae. The transcript is spliced from 3 exons.
CAAGGUCACGGAAUGCCUCCUUCAAUGAUGGCCCAAGGAAUGCAAGGUCAUGGUUUGCCUCCAUCAAUGAUGGUCCAAGAAAUGCAAGGUCAUGGAAUGCCUCCUUCAAUGAUGGCCCAAGGAAUGCAAGGUCAUGGGAUGCCUCCUUCAAUGAUGGCCCAAGGAAUGCAAGGUCAUGGGAUGCCUCCUUCAAUGAUGGCCCAAGGAAUGCAAGCACAGCCCAUGCCUACCAGUAUGCCUGGGCAACCACCUAUACCUGGUAUGCGAGGGGGCUUGUCACCAAUGAUGUUGCGUAUGAUGGCUAGACAAAGAGCUAGUCGCAUGAUGGCAUCUGGAUUGUCUCCGGUGAUGCGUCCUGGUAUGUCUCCACGGAUGCCCAAGGCAACAGUAGCUGAAGAUAAGGAAGGCAAGAAAGAUCACAAAGGUCCAUCUCCAUCCCCCGGGAUGCCGCCAAUGAAUACGUUGCGUGGUCAGCCAAUGCCUCCGACGAUGGGGCGAAUGGCAGGUAACGGCGAUGCCCAACUCACCGUGGCGAAGUUACUGGACUUCGAGAGUCAGAUAGACGACAUCAGGAAGGCAGUACUCGGCAGCUUCUACAAGGAUCUCCUCCAGUUCCGUGCUAUCUCCAAGGUGUACCGCCUUAAGAUGAUGUCGAAGCUCGCCCUGGUGAAGGAGUUGGAGGGGCGGAUCGCGAUGCCCGUGAGAAACAUCAUGGCCUUGAAGAACACCGAGGUCCCCCUCCCAGGGCAACCCCGCCAUCGGCCAGCGAUGCCAGGGCUACCCCAGGCUAUGGAAGGCAUCGUAGUGGAGGGUCCCGGAAUGACACAUGCACAAAGACCUUUCUAGAGCCACACAAUAACACAUUUCGCUCUCGCUGGUUAUUCCGAAAGUUUGUCCUUACUUUCUUGUAUCAUUUUUUUCCAUCUUUAAACACAAGUACAAGAGUCCAACUGAUUACUUCUGAAACAUAGCUAAGCAUCGUUAAUGAUUAUUACAUACUCAGUGUCCUGUAUCAUGUAACCUUGACGCAAUAAAACUCGAUAACGUCC